CACUUUCCCUCGGCGGGGACAGCUCAGCAGCAGCGGCGGCGACGGCUCUGCCUCAGCUCUAUCCCCAGCCCUGGCCUCGGUGCCCGCCGCUCCCCGCCCGCUCCACGGCCGCCCCUUGGCCGCCGCCCCGCCGCCGCUGUCGUCCUGCUGCUGCUCCGCCGCCGCCUCCUUCUCCUCAUGAAGCCCGUCGUCGUCUUCGUCCUCGGCGGGCCCGGGGCGGGCAAGGGGACGCAGUGCGCUCGCAUCGUGGAGAAAUACGGCUACACGCACCUUUCUGCUGGUGACCUCCUUCGAGAUGAACGAAAAAGGCCAGGCUCACAGUAUGGAGAACUCAUUGAGAGCUACAUUAAGGAGGGAGAAAUUGUACCGGUUGAAAUAACAAUCAGCUUGCUGAAGAGGGCUAUGGAUCAAACAAUGGCUGCCAAUUCCCAGAAGAACAAGUUCUUGAUUGAUGGAUUUCCCAGGAAUGAAGAUAAUCUUCAAGGCUGGAAUAAAACUAUGGAUGGAAAGGCGGAUGUUUCUUUUGUUCUCUUUUUCGAUUGUGACAAUGAGAUAUGUAUUGGCCGCUGUCUUGAAAGAGGCAAGAGCAGUGGUAGGAGUGAUGAUAAUCGGGAGAGUCUGGAAAAGAGAAUUCAUACGUAUCUGCAGUCUACUAAGCCUAUAAUAGAUUUGUAUGAGAGAAUGGGAAAAGUCAGAAAAGUGGAUGCUUCUAAGUCUGUUGAUGAAGUUUUUGAAAAAGUUGUACAAAUUUUCGACAAAGAAGGCUAAUUCUCAGCUUGAAAGUUCAUUUAAACUUGUGCUUGAAUCUUGCUUGAAUAGCUGCUACUGCAGUCCACUCUGUAAUUGUUUUAAAAGAUUUUUUUAUUGUUUUUCACAUAUCUAAUGAUGAUUGGAAAAGCAGUUAAUUACAAAUGGAUCUGUUUUUUAAAUAAGAAAUCAUUUCUUGUGGCUAUAGCAUACAAAUUUCAGGGUUCUGCAUUAGUACAAGUUCAGUUACUCACAUGGCGAAACCACAGUUGAAGUAUCUCUCUGAAGAGACUAUUUGUUCUGUCCCAGUUCUGUGCCUAUCAUGGGCAGCCCUUCUUACUCCUUAUUGCCAUAUACUUUUUUUUUUUUUCAAGGAUCAAUUAAACAGCAGCAUUAAGCAAUGAGGGACCCGUGUGCCCUUGUUUGUUUUUAGGAUGCUUGGACCAAAUUUAGCAGAUAUUUUUUCAGAUAAUAAUUUUGUCACAAAGUUCCCUGUUAUUCCCAAAGCCAAAUUCUUUAAGUCAAGCUACAGUUAGUAUGAGAAUCUGUUCUAGCAGGUCUCACAAAACUAUAUAAUAUGCUGUUCAGGAGUAGACAUACAAAGUACUUCAUGGAAAGUGGUGCUUUCUUAUGACUCUGGAUGUAAACUGUCUUGUAAGUUCCUGAGUACCUGGAUGACAUGGCCCUGGGCUUUACCUUGUCUUCAUUUGCAAAAGGUUAAGAAUAUAAUUUCAAAGUCAGGUCAGUAUUUCCAUAGUCAUUUAUUUUAAACGAAGUUUAUAUUCUUAAUUACAGCAUGGUCUUCACAAGAUGGCAAAACUCUUAAAUAGCAUACAAUAAGCAAAAUCUUCUAACAGUUCUGUCUUUUGUAACAAGUGGAAGGGAAUUUCUGUAUUAUUAUUAUUGUUGAAAUACUGUAUUACUGAAUGCUUUAAGGUUUGGUACCUGGGGAAAUACUUUUAUGGUUAAACUAGUGAAUUUGUUUCCCUAAAAUUGUAUAAUUUUAAUAGCUGUUUGUUUGAAAAUAUUGUAAAUUAUUGCACUUUUGUUGUUACGUGGUCAGCUGAAGGGAAGAUACCUGCAGAAAAAAGUACCAUUCCCUUAAACAAAUUGGGUCUUGCUUCAUCACGUUUUCUUGAAUUAGCCAAGUACAGUCAUCAGCAAUAGUUGGGAUAAGCAGAUAACUGGUUGAAACAAACUGGUUUAAAAGUUUGCACAGAUGUGGUGUAAUUCUGCCUUUUGUUUAAAGUAACCUUUUCUCUCUUCUAUAUAGUAUGCAUAGGUAUGUGGGGCCCCAACCAUGCAUUCCUUGCAUGCCCUGAGCUUUCACUGAAGAAGGCUCCAGAAGGCUUGAAGAUGAGUGUUUUAACUAAUUUUAGUGGUAGAGUGUUCUUCCUACAUUAACUGACAGUGUAAUCGGUUUGUGAUAUGCUAAUAGAUGUUGCAAAUUAUAGGCAAUUGCAAUUUGGAAAUCUUGGGGCUCAGCUUUUCUUUAUUGAUGACUUUCUCUAUUUAAGGAAAAACUUUGAAUUAAGCCUAGCUUCUAAUUGGAAUCAGAUGUGUUGGUACUCAUCCUGCAGCGUGAUCUGUGCGGGCUGAUUUGUAUUUGUAUGAAUUCUCUUCUUGCUGAGGUUCUUGAGGCUGCUGGACUGGGGAAGAGAUGGGUACAGAAAGAAAGGGUAAACUACAGUAUCUUUUCCAGUAUGGUAGGAGUUCAAACAGUGGACUGAGCACAAAUAGCUGUUUGCUACUGCAGAAUAUAUGGACCAUGACUACUUUUGUGAGUGUGGGAGGCUAAUGCUUUUGCUUUAGGAAUUUCCCCUUAAAAAAAAAAAAAUCAUGGAAUUAAAUUGUUAUUGUAUAAGUAUGCUGACAUAGGAUAGGAUCCAGCAAAAAUGCAUGUUUUGAUAUGAAGGUUAGAAUCAGGGUUUUUCCAAAAAGACUUCAAACAGGAUUCUUUUAAUCUAAUUAGAGAGAUUUAAUUAUCUUUUGUUUCUAAGUUACUGGUUUUUACAAGUUCUGUUCAGAAUAGAGUAUCUGUUUUCUCUCAUCAUAUACUUUUCUGUGUAUUUAAGUGCUGAAACAAAGAAAAAAAACCCUUUGGAGCAAGUUUUUAGAAAAAAACAAUGUUUUGGCAAUAUUGAAUUUGGAGUGGAUUGUAAAGUGUCUGUGCAAAGACUAGAUUUUUUUUGUCAUUUUAUUUAUUGAAGAUGCCAUUAAAUGUGUUACCAAUUCUUUCAAGUUGGACUUAUGAUUGAAAUAAAGAUUAAAGGCAAUAUGCCAAUGUGUUGUGUCUGUUUAGCAGCAAAACUGUACAAAGAAUUUGAGGAGAUCUAAUAAACUUUGUUCUGUGGCUUAACACGA
This is a messenger RNA of Harpia harpyja (harpy eagle), 3111 nucleotides long. It is a transcript of the gene CMPK1, whose product is annotated as cytidine/uridine monophosphate kinase 1. The record is from RefSeq and is a predicted model, not a curated record. Bases 178 to 768 code for a protein of 196 amino acids. Gene Ontology annotation, molecular function: UMP kinase activity; ATP binding. NCBI's taxonomy places the organism in Eukaryota, Metazoa, Chordata, Aves, Accipitriformes, Accipitridae. The transcript has 6 exons. Gene Ontology annotation, cellular component: cytoplasm; nucleus. Gene Ontology annotation, biological process: CDP biosynthetic process; 'de novo' pyrimidine nucleobase biosynthetic process; UDP biosynthetic process.